GAAGCGGCGCGGUCGCCAUGGCGACGGCCCCGCCUGGAGCGGCGGCGGGCGCGGCCCGAGGGAGCGGCGGCGACACCGAGGGGACAAACCGGGGACAAACCGGGGACAAACCGGGGACAGCGAGGCGACAGCGGCCGGAUCCAUCUCCACGACCAUCUUGGACCUCCUAAAAGUUGGAAAAAAAACCAGGAUAAUCCCAAAAUUCCUGGAAUUUCCCCACCCACCCUCGGGAGAUGCUCCCCAACCUCUUCCCGUCUCCAGAACCUCGAGGCUAAGAGGAUAAAACCCCUCGCGGCGGCGGCGGUGACGGUGAUGCCACAUCUCGCCGCCGUCUCCCCACGAUGGCCGAGCACCAGGAGCUGCUGGCCGAGAUGGCGGCGCUCUCCCGGCUCAGCGCGCCGGAGCGGCUCCGGCGCGCCCAGAAACGCCGCGCCCAGCAGCUGAAGAGAUGGGCCCAGGCCGAGAGGGAGGCGCCGGCGACGCCCAACGCGGCGGCCGAGAGGAGGAGGAGGAGGAGGACGAGGAGGAGGAAGAGGGUGACGUUCCCGGCCAGCGUGCGGCUGCUGGAGGCGGCCGGGCGGCACGACGUCGAGGAAGUCCGGCAGUUCCUGGAGAGCGGGAUGAGCCCCGACCUGUGCAACGAGGACGGGCUGACGGCGCUGCACCAGAGCUGCAUCGACGGCUCUCUGGCGCUGGCGCGGCUGCUGCUGGAGGCGGGCGCGGCGGUGGACGCGCGGGACGCGGAGCUCUGGACGCCGCUGCACGCCGCCGCCACCUGCGGCCACCUGCGCCUGGCGCAGCUGCUGCUGCAGCGCGGCGCGGACCUGCUGGCGCUGAACUCGGACGGGGACAUGCCCUACGACCUGUGCGAGGACGAGGCCACGCUGGAGUGCCUGGAGAGCGCCAUGGCGCAGCGGGGCAUCACCCAGGAGCGCAUCGAGGAGGCGCGGGCGGCCACGGAGCGCGCCAUGCUGCGCGAGAUCCGGCAGCUGCUGCGGCACGGCGCGCCGCUGGACACACCAAGGGGACACUGCGGGGCCACCCUGCUGCACGUGGCCGCUGCCCACGGGUUCCGCGCGGCGGCCGAGCUGCUGCUGCGGCACCGCGCCCGCGCCGACGCCCGCGACGCCGACGGCUGGCAGCCGCUGCACGCCGCCGCCUGCUGGGGACAGGUGGCGCUGGCCGAGCUGCUGGUGGCUCACGGCGCCGACCUGGGCGCCAGGUCGCUGCAGGACGAGACGCCGCUGGACGUGUGCGGAGACGAGGAGGCGCGGGCCCGGCUGCUGGAGCUGCAGCAGCGGCGCGCGGCGGCGCAGAGGGCGCGGCACGGGCGGGAGAGGCUGCAGCGCAGGGCGUCCGGCGCCGGCAGCCGCGGGUCAGCCACGCGUGUGUGCGCGUGGUGCGGCGCUGCAGCCUCUCGGAGCGCUCGAGCCGCUACCGGCGGCAGCUGCAGCGUGAGGCCAUCGAGGCCAUCGUCUGGGGACAGCGCGGGGACACCGCGGACACCGGGGACACCGACACCGCGGACACCGCCACCGGGGACACCGCGGACACCGAGGGGACCGGGGACACCGAGGGCACCGAGGGGACACAGGGGACCGCCACCGACACCGCUGAGGGGACAGACAUCGAGGGGACCGAGGGCACGGCCACCAACACCGAGGGGACAGGCACUGACGCUGAGGACACGGCCACCACCGAGGGCACGGCCACCACCGAGGGCACGGCCACCGAGGCGCUGCCACCAGCGGGACACCGCGGGGCUGGGGAGCCGCCGUCCCCGCCGUCCCCGCUGUCCCCGCUGUCCCCUGAGCCCAAUGGGUCCCCGCUGUCCCCGCUGUCCCCGCUGUCCCCUCGCUGUCCCCCCGCGCCCUCGGGUGACAAAAGCCACCCGCACACCCUGGCCCACCUCAAGCGCCACCGCGCCGCCGCCAAAAACCCCAAAAACCGCCCCAAAAACCACCCCGAAAACACCCUCGGGGACAUCGGGGACACCCCUGGGGACACCGGGGACACCCUUGGGGACACCGGGGACACCCCUGGGGACCUUGGGGACAUUGGGGACACGGGGGACAUUGGGGACACCCUUGGGGACACCCUUGGGGACACGCCGCGGCUGCGGCUGACGGCGCCGCCCCCCGAGGCCCCCGCGGAGAAGCAGCGCUGCUGUAGGGUCAUGUGACCCGAUUUUGGGGGUCACGUGACCCGAUUUUUGGGGGUCCCCCCCCAAAUUUUUGGGGUCCCCCCCCCCGGUGUGGCUCCUUGUCCCCAAAACCGGAGGUUUUGUCCCCAAAAGUGGAAAUUUGUCCCCCCAAAAAAAAAAAGGAAUCGGGGUGAAGGUUGGCA
Molecule: messenger RNA, 2346 nt
Organism: Passer domesticus (house sparrow)
Lineage: Eukaryota; Metazoa; Chordata; Aves; Passeriformes; Passeridae
Product: protein phosphatase 1 regulatory subunit 16A-like
Exons: 11
Coding region: 342-2126 (594 amino acids)
Cellular component (GO): cytoplasm
Molecular function (GO): protein binding; myosin phosphatase regulator activity; enzyme inhibitor activity
Source: RefSeq, a predicted model, not a curated record